GGAGUUGUCCGCCCUCUCGUCUCUUCUGCUACGUUGACCGAAGAUAACGGACAAUCACAGACCCACAGGAAUCCACAAGAGCUAAAGCGGCUGUUGUAGAACUAAGUAACGAUGCCACUGAAAAAAAUCCCCCGAAUCCUGUCACCAGAUUUAUUGUAUAUUCUGAGCUCCAUGGGACAUGGUGACGAAAUAGUCUUGGCAGAUGCUUAUUUUCCUUCAGCUUCGGUUUGUCGGUGUGGACCCAAAGAGAUUCGAGCAGAUGGUCUUGGAGCAGCUGAUCUUCUUAGAGGAAUAAUGGAACUGUUUCCCUUGGACCAGUAUGUUGAAAAACCAGUUGCAGUUAUGCACAGAGUUCCUGAAGAUGAGGCAAAAGGACUACCUGUCCCUAUCUGGGAUACAUUUCAGGAGAUAGUUGACAGUGCUGAAGGCAAAAAGGUCCAAAUUGAGCAGGUGGAGCGUUUUGCAUUUUACGAGCGUGCCAAGAGGGCAUUUGCUGUUGUUCACACAGGGGAAACUGCACAGUAUGGAAACAUCAUCCUGAAAAAAGGGCUGUGUUUCUAGAAAUGGCAGUACCAACAUAUUGUUUUAGACAAGUUUAUGUUAAUGAUGAAGCAAGAACUUUUCUCAAUAGGCAGAUGGGUUAAAUGAUUUAAAAGUAUUUUUGUGUGUGCGUGUGUGGCUUCUACACUUUCUCGAUAAAGUCAUAAUAACGUGUAAGUCAGACUUAAGGAUGGAAAAACUGCCCCUCUGUUGGUGUACAGAUGCUGCUUUUACAUCAUGGGGUUAAUAAAAUUUUUCCAGUUGGACCAUGUGAUAUUUCUUGAGAAUAUGGGUCAUCAAACCAACAUUUUGCUUUUGAUAUAGAGAUGAUUUCAAAGCCAUUUGUGUACUUCUACGUAUGUGAGAAAGUGUGUGGGUCUAUAUAUUUUUUUAAACUGGAUUAAACAGUACUUGAUUUGUGCACAUCAUGAAA
Molecule: messenger RNA, 973 nt
Organism: Pomacea canaliculata
Lineage: Eukaryota; Metazoa; Mollusca; Gastropoda; Architaenioglossa; Ampullariidae
Product: fucose mutarotase-like
Exons: 6
Coding region: 112-561 (149 amino acids)
Biological process (GO): fucose metabolic process
Molecular function (GO): racemase and epimerase activity, acting on carbohydrates and derivatives; fucose binding
Source: RefSeq, a predicted model, not a curated record